AUGCAUACGCCUGAGUGUACGGAUGUAACGACGACCGAGUGGGACAGUAUGCUGGAUUGGCAAUGUUACCAAGGCCUAGCUGGCGAUGCCGACACGAAUCAUCAGCCCAGUGUUACCUGUUCUCCCUUUCGGCUUGGGCUAGCCAACCCCCAACCGGCGAGUACAGGCGGUAUAAUGCCGAUAAUAUUGACGCGGCAACAGAGCGCGUCCCCGGGUUACAUUAGUGCGAGGGUAGACUUGUGA
Protopolystoma xenopodis is the source of this 243-nucleotide messenger RNA. Lineage: Eukaryota; Metazoa; Platyhelminthes; Monogenea; Polystomatidea; Polystomatidae. The record is from the annotation of a GenBank genome assembly.